Messenger RNA from Amyelois transitella, 526 nucleotides. It is a transcript of the gene Tim9a, whose product is annotated as mitochondrial import inner membrane translocase subunit Tim9. The transcript is spliced from 3 exons. The record is from RefSeq and is a predicted model, not a curated record. The coding region runs from base 172 to 444 and encodes 90 amino acids. Lineage: Eukaryota; Metazoa; Arthropoda; Insecta; Lepidoptera; Pyralidae.
GGUUUGAUUGACAUUGUUUGAUCAAAUUAAGAUAAAAAAUAACCUCAAAUUUUAAAAAUUUCCUUACUGCUUGGAUUAAAUUUAAUUUUCUGUUUUAUAGUUAAAAAAUUCCCAUAUUCUAUAAUAAUCAUAAAGACACCGCUCUAAAAUCCACUAGAUUUUGCAUAAACAAUGGCGACCCCUGGAGAAAUGAGUGAAGCUGACCAAAUCAAAACCUUCAAAGAUUUCCUUGUACAGUACAACAAGUUAUCAGAGCUGUGUUUCAAUGAUUGUGUACAUGAUUUCACAUCGAGGACACUACGAUCUUCAGAAGAAAAGUGCACAUUAAAUUGCAUGGAAAAAUACUUACGGACAAAUCAGAGAGUUUCACAGAGGUUCCACGAGUUCCAGAUGAUUGCCAAUGAGAAUAUGUUAGCGCUCACGCAAAAAUCUAAUCCGAGCUAAGUUUAAACAAUACCUAUGUGUAUUUAUUUUAUUUGUUAGAGCUGCCAUAUUAUUUUUUGGCAAAUAAAUUGUUGUAUAGAUC